Molecule: messenger RNA, 854 nt
Organism: Artibeus jamaicensis (Jamaican fruit-eating bat)
Lineage: Eukaryota; Metazoa; Chordata; Mammalia; Chiroptera; Phyllostomidae
Product: dihydrofolate reductase-like
Exons: 3
Coding region: 1-585 (194 amino acids)
Biological process (GO): folic acid metabolic process; tetrahydrofolate biosynthetic process; dihydrofolate metabolic process
Cellular component (GO): mitochondrion
Molecular function (GO): NADP binding; dihydrofolate reductase activity
Source: RefSeq, a predicted model, not a curated record
AUGGUACCAACCUCUUUCUGUUGCAUCAGCGGCGUGGAGUUUGAGAGAGACAAGUGGUGUCAAGAAGAGGAUGACGUACCUUCGAGUAGUGUGGCUCCUCUCAGGACUCCUGAGUGUGCGUUCAAGUGGAUCAGUGUCCUAGGCUUCCCAAGGCUCCUUUGCCAGGGGCCUCUGGGUAGCUUCAGCUCAUCAGAAGCACAGCGACGAUGCAAGAAUCGACCUUUAAAGGACAGGAUUAAUGCAGUCCUCAGUAGAGAACUCAAGGAACCUCCACAAGGAGCUCAUUUUCUUGCCAGAAGUCUGGAUGAUGCCUUAAACCUUAUUGAGAAACUAGAAUUAACAAAUAAAGUGGACAUGGUUUGGAUAAUAGGAGGCAGUUCUGUCUAUAAGGAAGCCAUGAACAAGCCAGGCCAUGUUAAACUGUUUGUGACAAGGAUCAUGCAGGAAUUUGAAAGUGACACAUUUUUUCCAGAAAUUGAUUUGGAGAGAUACAAACUUCUCCCAGAAUACCCAGGUGUUCUUUCUGGUGUCCAGGAGGAAAAAGGAAUUAAAUUCAAAUUUGAAGUAUAUGAAAGGAGUAACUAAUAUGAAGAUGUUUUCUGAUUUAUUUCAAGUUGUUUCCCAACCCCUCCAAACAAUUAAUGUAUUUAAACAUUAGAAAAAGACACUUCUGCCCUGGCUGGUGUGGCCAAGUGGAUAGAGCAUCGGCCUGUGAGCCAAAGGAUCGCCGGUUCGAUUCCCAGUCAGGGCACAUACCUGGGCUGCAGGCCAGAUCCCCAUUAGGGUUUGCACACAUACAUUGAUGCUUCUCUCCCUUCCUCUCUCUCUCUCUCUCUAAAUAAAUAAAUAAAUAA